AUGCCAGGUUGUAUAACUUUUGAAACUUCACCACUUGAGCAUGAGGACCAGAUGCAGAUCAUGUUUGAAUCUAUUAGAAGUGGUGAUGGUGAGGGUGAGGUUCAGAGUGAUGGUGGUGGUGGUGGUGAGGAUGAUGGUGAGGGGGGUGACACACCAAAGGUUAGAUCCACCGUAGAUAAACGGGUUGAGAAAAGAGCAGCUCAUUAUUCUCCCAAGGGGAGCAAGAAGACGAAGAAUUUUAGAGAUCAAGAUGAGAUGAAGGCCCCAAAAGAGAUUGCUAGUAUGUUGUAUCAAGUCAUUGAGGAUGGGGCUGAAGAAGGGAGUGAUGAACACUACUAUGCCACACGCCUUAUGAAGGAGUAUCGCGACGUGUUCAUUACUUUGAAGGCGCCAAAUGGGAGAUUGAAUUGGCUGAGGAGGGAAUGGGAGGAUAGGUAG
Miscanthus lutarioriparius is the source of this 438-nucleotide messenger RNA. The record is from the annotation of a GenBank genome assembly. Lineage: Eukaryota; Viridiplantae; Streptophyta; Magnoliopsida; Poales; Poaceae.